CAAUUUGCAAAGUAAAUUGCUAAACCUUACAAAUUCUCAGGAUCAUAGACAAACCUAUGACACCAAUGACUACUACACUGAGUAUGUUUACAUGCACACAAAUUUUUCAAUAUUAGCUAAUUAGGGUUAAUACUCAGAGUUUGGCAUCAGUCAUAUCAACACCUUACUCUGAUUUUCUUAAUCGGUGUAAGGUCAAAAGCGAAGUAAAGCAUAUGCCGCAAUCUUUCUAAUUAUAAUGGUAUGUAAACAUCGUAAUCUCACUUCCAGUGGUGUUUUAAUGGCAUGUAAACAUCGUAAUCUCACUUCCAGUUGUGUAUUAAUGGCAUGUAAACAUCCUAAUCUCACUUCCAGUUGUGUAUUAAUGGCAUGUAAACAUCCUAAUCUCACUCCCAGUUGUGUAUUAAUGGCAUGUAAACAUCCUAAUCUCACUUCCAGUGGUGUAUUAAUGGCAUGUAAACAUCCUAAUCUCACUUCCAGUUGUGUAUUAAUGGCAUGUAAACAUCCUAAUCUCACUUCCAGUGGUGUAUUAAUGGCAUGUAAACAUCCUAAUCUCACUUCCGGUGGUGUAUUAAUGGUAUGUAAACAUCCUAAUCUCACUUUCAGUUGUGUAUUAAUGGCAUGUAAACACUUUAAUCUCACUUCCAGUUGUGUAUUAAUGGCAUGUAAACACUUUAAUCUCACUUCCAGUUGUGUAUUAAUGGCAUGUAAACAUCCUAAUCUCACUUCCAGUUGUGUAUUAAUGGUAUGUAAACAUCCUAAUCUCACUUCCAGUUGUGUAUUAAUGGCAUGUAAACAUCCUAAUCUCACUUCCAGUGGUGUAUUAAUGUCAUGUAAACAUCCUAAUCUCACUUCCUGUGGUGUAUUAAUGGCAUGUAAACAUCCUAAUCUCACUUCCAGUGGUGUAUUAAUGGCAUGUAAACAUCCUAAUCUCACUUCCAGUGGUGUAUUAAUGGCAUGUAAACAUCCUAAUCUCACUUCCAGUGGUGUAUUAAUGGCAUGUAAACAUCCUAAUCUCACUUCCAGUGGUGUAUUAAUGUCAUGUAAACAUCCUAAUCUCACUUCCAGUGGUGUAUUAAUGGCAUGUAAACAUCCUAAUCUCACUUCCAGUGGUGUAUUAAUGGCAUGUAAACAUCCUAAUCUCACUUCCAGUGGUGUAUUAAUGGCAUGUAAACAUCCUAAUCUCACUUCCAGUGGUGUAUUAAUGGCAUGUAAACAUCCUAAUCUCACUUCCAGUGGUGUAUUAAUGGUAUGUAAACAUCCUAAUCUCACUUCCAGUGGUGUAUUAAUGGUAUGUAAACAUCCUAAUCUCACUUCCAGUGGUGUAUUAAUGGUAUGUAAACAUCCUAAUCUCACUUCCAGUUGUGUAUUAAUGGCAUGUAAACAUCCUAAUCUCACUUCCAGUUGUGUAUUAAUGGUAUGUAAACAUCCUAAUCUCACUUCCAGUUGUGUAUUAAUGGCAUGUAAACAUCCUAAUCUCACUUCCAGUGGUGUAUUAAUGUCAUGUAAACAUCCUAAUCUCACUUCCAGUGGUGUAUUAAUGGCAUGUAAACAUCCUAAUCUCACUUCCAGUGGUGUAUUAAUGGCAUGUAAACAUCCUAAUCUCACUUCCAGUGGUGUAUUAAUGGCAUGUAAACAUCCUAAUCUCACUUCCAGUGGUGUAUUAAUGGCAUGUAAACAUCCUAAUCUCACUUCCAGUGGUGUAUUAAUGGCAUGUAAACAUCCUAAUCUCACUUCCAGUGGUGUAUUAAUGGCAUGUAAACAUCCUAAUCUCACUUCCAGUGGUGUAUUAAUGGCAUGUAAACAUCCUAAUCUCACUUCCAGUGGUGUAUUUGAUCUGCACAUGUGCUAUCAUGAGCAGCGUGAACCUCCUUUUCUGGCACAGGUGAAGUGAGUUUGGAAAAUCUGAAAUUAUGUAUAGUUUUCAUAUGCAAACAUUAUAUAGUAUGUCCAAACUCUGAAUCAAAUAGGCUUCCCAAAAAUGAUAUGAUCGAUGUGAUAGAACGUUUAUGUUGAGUGGUGAUUUUCAGGUUGCCUGAAUAUAACCUGUCCACCGGAUUGUAGAGGAAAUCGUUCUUCUCGCAAAGCAUGUAAACGUUUUAAUCAAACUAUAAUAUUAAUCAGAGUAUUAACACUAAUCAUAUUAUUGAAUGCAUAUAAACAUACCUGUUGUUACAUGAAAUACGAUAGUUUGCAAAAAUACUUAAUUUAAAGUUUGCGCUUACAUAGAAAUAUGCAGUUGGUAAAGUGCAAUUGCUCAAACUUAAGCCAUGUGCCUUUAAAGCCUGCUCACACUUCUACUCUGCCAGUGUGUAUCUCUGUGUAUAUCUCUGUUCUUUCUUAACCCAUGUGAGAACAUGUUUACUGCAGUACUAGCAAACUUUACAAUGACAAUCUUAAACUGUGUGAUGUGAUUGCAAGAUCACUGCCUUACUUCUCAUAAUCAAUAAUAGUAAAGUCCAUUUUUACCCAGUGCUGUCUAAUUGGAAUGUAAAUAUCCUAUCGUUUUACAUGUUUAUUUCCUGCAUCUUAAACCAAUGUUGAUUUUGUGUUGAAUGUAUAUAACAUUUGCAUAUAUUUCUACAGAGACCAAGGCCUCAGUUCUGUACAUGUUGUGAGAGUGAAGGCUGUCUUUUUAACAGAAUUGUAAAACUGUCACACUUAGAAUUUAAUAGUAAUAAAACAGUGGUUUUAUUUUUCA
Molecule: messenger RNA, 2698 nt
Organism: Oncorhynchus kisutch (coho salmon)
Lineage: Eukaryota; Metazoa; Chordata; Actinopteri; Salmoniformes; Salmonidae
Exons: 2
Coding region: 236-1891 (551 amino acids)
Source: RefSeq, a predicted model, not a curated record